This is a messenger RNA of Scatophagus argus, 621 nucleotides long. Its product is annotated as transcription factor 24-like. NCBI's taxonomy places the organism in Eukaryota, Metazoa, Chordata, Actinopteri, Scatophagidae. Gene Ontology annotation, biological process: regulation of transcription by RNA polymerase II; developmental process. Bases 1 to 591 code for a protein of 196 amino acids. The record is from RefSeq and is a predicted model, not a curated record. The transcript is spliced from 2 exons. Gene Ontology annotation, molecular function: DNA-binding transcription factor activity, RNA polymerase II-specific; protein dimerization activity; RNA polymerase II transcription regulatory region sequence-specific DNA binding.
AUGUGUCUUUAUCCAUCUUUUGCAAUUCUUCAGGUUUGUAGGUGCACUCCGAUGGUUGGAAGACAGACUCUCCGAAUGGACAGCGGUAACUGCUCCGGGGCCGUGGUGGAUGACAGCAGCCCUGCAUCCAGUCCGAGCUCCAGCCCCAGUCCGGACGGCCGUCGUCGGGAGCUGCAGCGGGCCAGGGUGCUCCAAACCGGCGGGCUCGGCGGGAGAGGACGCCCGGCAGCAGCUAACGCAGCGCGGGAGAGGAGCCGAGUGCAAACCCUGAGAACCGCCUUCCUGGAGCUACAAAGGACUUUGCCUUCGGUGCCGCCGGACACCAAACUGUCCAAACUCGACGUGCUGAUACUGGCCACCACGUACAUUGCGCAUUUGACUCGAACACUACAAGAAGAAGGGACGGAGGAAGGAGAGAGCACAAAGCAAACGGAGGCGUUACACUCACUGAAAGGUGAUGGCUACCUGCACCCAGUGAAGAAAUGGCCUAUGCGGUCCAGACUGUAUGUCGGAGCAACCGGACAGUUCCUGAACGCCACGAAUCACUCAGAGUCAGAGAAUCAAGGCCCAUCGUCGUCCUCCUCCCAGUAACGGGCUUAAAUCACAUGUACGAAACCAUUU